AUGGGGUGGAAAACUCUGGGCUUUGCCUUGUUUUGUUUUCUUUUUGCUUAUUAUAUUUAUGCACCUAUACCAGAGAAUAUUGAAGAAUGCUGGAAAAUAGGAAUUAUGAAUACUUUUCUGAAAAUUACUUCAUUUAUGGCUAUGUUUUUUGAAAAUAUAGGCAUUAUGAAAUAUGAAGACUUACUUAGAAUAUUAUUGGCAAUUGACCUUACAAAACCAAUUUCAGAUGAAAACGUUACAGUGAUUGAUACAGCCUUCAGUCACAUUCCAGUACGGCUGUACUUGCCAAGUAGGAAGUGAGAAAGACAGAGACCAGCUGUAAUUUUUAUUCAUGGUGGUGGCUUUGCCCUGGAAAGUUGCAAGCAAUUUUCCUCUGACUUUCUGAGUCGAUGGACUGCAAACAAACUUGAUGCUGUUGUUGUGGGAGUAGAUUAUAGACUAGCUCCUCAAUAUAAAUUUCCAGUUGCCCUUGAAGAUUGUAUUGUUGUAGUCAAGUUCUUCAUACAAGAUAAAAUUCUUGAAAAAUAUGAAGUGGAUCCCACCAGAAUCUGUAUUACAGGAUAUAGUUCUGGGGGUACAUUGGCAACGAAAGUGGUUUAUCUGCUACAGAAUGAUCCAGAAUUCAAAGGUAAAAUUAAGGCACAAGCCUUAAUUUACCCUCCCUUACAGCUAAUUGAGACCUUGAUGCCCUCUCAUCAAGAAUAUGAACAUGGCCUAAUUUUGACAAAAGAAACAGCUAUUAAACUUAUUUGCCUAUAUUUGACUAAGGAUGAAGCACUGCCUCAGGCAAUGUUAAAAAACCAGCAUAUGACUGAAGAAUCCAGACAUCUGCUCAAGUAUGUCAACUGGAGUGUCUACCUUCCUGAAAAGUAUAAAAAGAACCAUGUUUACACUGAACCAAUUUUCGGAAAACUUAAAGGUUCAUAUCCAUUUCUUGUUGAUAGUAGAAUAUCGCCUUUGAUACUCAGUGAUUCAGAGUUACAGAAAUUACCAUUAACUUACAUCCUCACUUGUCAACAUGAUAUACUAAGAGAUGAUGGCCUAAUUUAUGCCAUACAACUUCAAAACGUUGGUAUUCUAGUUACUCAUGACCAUAUAGAAGAUGGAUUCCAUGGGGGUUUAUCAUUUGGCGUAACAUUUUCCUUACCGAUAGGCUUUAAAAUAAAAGAUAAAUAUAUUAGUUGGUUAGAAGAAAAUCUAUAA
Molecule: messenger RNA, 1203 nt
Organism: Heterocephalus glaber (naked mole-rat)
Lineage: Eukaryota; Metazoa; Chordata; Mammalia; Rodentia; Bathyergidae
Gene: Aadacl2
Product: arylacetamide deacetylase like 2
Cellular component (GO): membrane
Molecular function (GO): carboxylic ester hydrolase activity
Source: RefSeq, a predicted model, not a curated record